AUCCCGUUCCAAUCAGAUCCAGUGUAGAUUAAUUAAAUAAUUUUUCAAGUAGACAAUUCCUUAAUGUCGCAAGGUCGUUCUUAACUAUAUAAACUGGGGUAAAAGCCCGUUGAAGUCAGUCAAGUUCUCGAGCUUUACACUUCACCAUGAACGCUUUGUUCGCCGUUACCGUCGCCUCUUUGGCCGCCUUCGCCUGCGCCGUGCCCUCUGGUCACCACGGCGGUGCCAUCGUCGCCGGCCCAGCUGGAGUAGUUACCAACCACGGCCCCAUCGGGCCUGCUGGCCACGGUUUGGGCUUGGGAGUCGGUUUGGGCCAUGGGCUCGGUUGGGGUAACGGACUCGGUUGGGGCCAUGGAGCCGUAGUUGCCGCCGCCCCUGUGGCCACCGCCGUUGUGGCCGGACCCGCUCUCGGACUUGGACAUGGUCUUGGACUUGGUGUUGGGCAUGGUCUCGGACUCGGUCUUGGACAUGGUGUGGCUCUUGGACACGGUCUUGGAGUCGUGACCAACGGAGGGGGCACCAUUGGAGUUAGCGCUCAUGGGGCUGCCGUCAAGGGACCCGGAACUGCUCCAGUUGUAGUUGCCGGACCUUCUGGUAAAAUCGCUGCUGAUGGCCUCUGGGGACCCACCGCCAAUGUGGGGCUUACCGGCGGACAUGGACAUGGAGGUUGGGGACAUGGGGGCUGGGGCCAUGGCUGGUAAAGUGGAAAACUUGAUGGAUUGAUCGUUUGAACAACUACUGCCUCCUCUUAUGUUAUAGAUUUUUUGUAUAUUUUUGUAGAUUAUUUAUAUUAGAAUGUGUAAAUUGUCAAUAAAUGACGAGAGAGUAA
Messenger RNA from Tribolium madens (black flour beetle), 829 nucleotides. RefSeq names its product glycine-rich cell wall structural protein-like. The record is from RefSeq and is a predicted model, not a curated record. The transcript is spliced from 2 exons. NCBI's taxonomy places the organism in Eukaryota, Metazoa, Arthropoda, Insecta, Coleoptera, Tenebrionidae. The coding region runs from base 147 to 701 and encodes 184 amino acids.